GCUGUCUGGACGUUUCACAUUCCCGUCCAGGACAGUUACAAGAGUUUUGUGGCUCGGAUUCACAUGGCGCAUUUACAAAUUCAAGAAAAGAGCACUGAAGUGGCAAAACUUUGAACGGAUAUGACUCUGAGAGCCGGAAUCGACUAAUGCAAGAGCUCCUUGCUUGGGAAGUGAACUGGGGUGACCAAAAGACGUGUCAACCGAAAAAUCGAGGUAGAUGAACACCAUGGCUGCCUUGCUGUAUCUAAGCGUGUCCCUGCUGCUGGAACCAGUGGUUGCUGGUGGGGUGAAGAACUGCCAUCCUCAGUGCCGCUGUGAGGUUGAGAGUUUUGGCCUGUUUGAUAGCUUCAGCCUGACGAAAGUGGACUGCAGCCGCAUGGGGCCUGGAACAGCCCCAGUGCCCAUCCCCUUAGAUACCUCUUACCUGGACCUGUCAUUCAACUCCAUUGGCUCCAUCACGGACUCCAUGCUCUCGGGUCCUGGCUACACCACUUUAGUCAGCCUGGACCUCAGCAAUAACGACAUCUCGCGAGUGAGCUCCCAUGCUUUCUCCAAGCUGCGCUAUCUCGAGACCCUUGACCUCAGUCACAACUCCCUGGACAGCCUUCCUAAUGGCUGUUUUUCAGGCCUCCCCCUGGUAGAGGUGGAUCUUGGUGACAACAGCUUUCAGGAGUUCAACCUAGACAUGUUCACCACCAGAGGCCAGGAAACGCCCAUCAGCGUUGACUUGUCCAAUAACAUGUUGACUGUUGUCACCAGGAACUCGCAGAGUCAACACCUGUACAUAAAGACCCUAGUCCUAGCCAGUAACAGGCUAACGACGGUGCCAGAUCUUGCAGGCAUUCCCUUGCAAUACCUGAACCUCGACGGGAAUCCAAUUUCACAAAUCGAGGAAGGGGCUUUCGAGGACAUGAAAGACUUGGUUUAUCUGUCCCUCAGCAGCAUUCCACAGCUGUCAAUCAUCCAGCCUUACAGUUUCAGGGGCCUGAGGAGCCUACAGGUUCUGGACCUGUCAAAUAACAGCCAGCUCAAGUCGCUGAGUCCAGAUGUGUUCGCCGGACUCCUCUCCUUACAGGAGCUCAAUCUGUCCAAGUCCGCCAUUACGCCGUUGCCCAAUACUGUUCUGAAUCACAUGCCAAACAUUAAGAGUAUAACUCUGGGGCCAAACAUGCAUUGCUGGAAAACACACAAACAAGGGCAGUUCCACAGACAAAUAGGCGAAGCCAAAGUCAACGACAUCCUUACCUGUAGUGUUGCAGGUCUCAUUUUGUGAUAACCCAGUGGCCUUAGCAGACUAAUGCUCAGUUUCUCAUCUCUAGUGCCUUAUUUACCUUAAGCCAAUGAUUUUUGUAUUCCUACCAAACUUGAUAUAUUUUUUUUAUGAAAUGUUGUUUCUUUUACUUUCUGAAAAGAUGGCAUGUUUUUUGCACACAUUAUUACAAAGUAAUGUCCAUGAGUCAAUCCAUGUACAUAUACAUUGUAUGCAUUAUAUGUCUAUGGUACAUAAUGCAUUAUAUGCCUAUGGUACACUUUAUCAACAGUUCAGUAUUCAUUUUUCACUCAUUUUUCACUUCAAUAUUCAUAUGUAUCAGGUGUCCAACAAACACCACUAUACUAUUCUGUGUUCACACUAACAUUUUUUUUGCUGCUGUAGUGUGUGUGUGUGUGUGUGUGUGUGUGUGUGUGUGUGUGUGCGCGUGCCCGCCAAAUAUCACAGAUGCACCCUUUUCCUCAUAGCAACUCUAGUAACACAAUAUAUUAGCAGAAAAUCAAGACCUCUGCUGUGAAGCUUCGGGCUUAAUAACUUUUUAAAAAAAAAAAAAGAUAAUUGGAUGAAUUUAUUAGUUUCAGUUGGGUUUCAUGACAACACAUUCCAUGCACACAUUACACAUUAUAUUUCAAUCAAACAGAAUCUGUAUCUUUCCGUGUGAAUGUCCCUGAGUGACAAAAAAUUAAACUUUCUGUGUCUAACUGGUCUCAGAAUGUUGACCAGGAGUCCAUGUGGUAUUUUAGCGCACUUUCUGAAAAAGUUAAUAUUUUUUUUUAAUAACAUGAAGCAUUUUGAGAAUGAGUUUUGUCUAUGCUGUAUAGUGUUUUGUAUGACUUUGUAGACAAACUGUACUGUACGUUAGAGAAUAAAUGACCAUUCUCAGA
This is a messenger RNA of Chanos chanos (milkfish), 2154 nucleotides long. RefSeq names its product tsukushi small leucine rich proteoglycan homolog (Xenopus laevis) (gene tsku). Gene Ontology annotation, cellular component: extracellular matrix. The record is from RefSeq and is a predicted model, not a curated record. The transcript has 2 exons. Bases 218 to 1273 code for a protein of 351 amino acids. Gene Ontology annotation, molecular function: protein binding. Lineage: Eukaryota; Metazoa; Chordata; Actinopteri; Gonorynchiformes; Chanidae.